ACCAUACAAACACACACACACACACACACAUUCCACCCGCCAUGGAUAGAAGGAGGAGUGGUAUACCCGGACCAAGUUCCAAUAUCGGAGGUAUUCCAAAGCGAGCUCCUUCUCCUUCUAGUGCUGCUUUUGCAUCAGCAUCUUCAACAGCAGCAGCAGGCGGAGGUCCUUUGGGAGGAUAUCGUCCACCAUCACGGGAUGGUCACGCAGAUCCACCAAGACGAUUCGGAUUUGGCAGCACAAGUGGUACAAAUGCUCCUUCAGGACUAGCAAAGGGAACCCCACAGGCUAGUAGAAUUGCUGUACCUCCUUCAUCUGCAGCGAAAAGGAGUAUAUCCAGUACGGGAAUACAAGAUACAAAUCAUGCUACUCCAAACGGAGGCUCGAACAAAAGACCUUUCCUGACCAGCGGUGGAUCUGCACGAUCUUCAUUGGCAGCAUCUAGCUCUGGCGCUCAUGAUCAUUCUACAAUGGAAGCAGAAUACAAACGUAAAGAGCUAUUAGCCCAACAAGCGUAUGAACGUUUACAGCAAGAACUAAAUGCGAAAGGCAGGGAAGUGGAAAAAGAAAAGGAGGAAAGGGCUGGUCUUUUACGUCAAUGGGAGGCACUCAAUGAAGAUCUUGUCCAAGAAAGAAAGACGAAUGCAGAACAAAAGAAAGCUUUGCAACAGCGUGCAAAUGAACUUCAAGCAAGAAACAAUGAACUGUCCUCCCAUAUCGAUGAAGCAGAUUCGGAAAAAGCUAAGGCUCUUCAGAGUGCACAAACAACAAAGACAUCAUUAUCCAUCAAGAUUGCCGAAUUGGAAGCACAAUACGCCGGAGCGGCUGAAGAAGCGGAAGCUCAAGAACAGGCUCGUAAACGAGUAGAAGAUCAGUUGAAAAGUCUAGAAGAGGAUUGGCAAAAGGAGCGGGAACAAUUACAGUCUGGAAGGAAAGAUGACGAAGAGUCUGCUAAAUUGACCAAAGAACUUCACAACCUUCUUGCAAAGAUCCGAAAAUUGGAAGCAGAAAACCUCACCCUUUCACACGAUAACAAGCAUCUACAAUCACGUAAAGAUAGCGUAGAAGCUCUGAAGGAACAGAAUCGAGACCUUGAGAAAAAGGUGGGCGUCAUGAACGAGAUUCGAAGAAAACUUGCCGAAGCAGAGACAAAGGCUCAAGACUUAGAGAAUGAGAAACAGCAAUGGCAACAAUCUAUACGGACCGGUCGAGAAACAUCUGCUUACCAAGAAGCUUUUGCUACCUAUUCGGACACAUAUGCAAAAGCGGUAGAGAUUGAUGAGCUAGCCAACGUUUCAGUAUCAACCGUUGGACCAUACCUCUCCACAUUGCAAGGAGCUUUCGCAGGACUUUUGUCGAGAAGUGCAUCGUUGACGCAAAGAGCAGAUACUCUGCGCAAGCAACAAAUCGAAUUGGAAGAGUCACAAAAGGCUGAAGCAGCUCGAGCGGAUAAACUAUCUUUUGAACUCGAACAAAGUAAGACAGCAAGACUGAAAAGCGAAAAAGCAAGAGAAGCCGUUGUGAUGGAAUUGGAAAACUAUAAGCGCCUUCUUGAAACGUAUCAACAAGAAGCACAGAAUAUGUCUGUCCAAUAUGAUGGUGCUUCGGCGGAACAAAUUGCCUUGUUGGAAGAACAGCUGAAGGCAAGGAACGAUGAAUUGGAGAAGGUCUAUGCUGAACUAGAAGAAGCCCAAAAUGCCUUGUCCGGUCUCAAUGCCCCCGGUGGAAUCUCUGCUGACGAAAAGAAUCGAUUGGAAAGCGCACAUGAAGAGCGGGAGAAGGAACUGCUGAAGCUCAUCGAGGAGUCAAAGCAAUCAUACGCUGAAUUGGAGAAGCAGUGCAUUUCAUUGGGCAAAUCCAACGAUGAACUGUUUGUUCGACUAGGUAGAGGUGAAUUUGAUCAAAGCAAAUUGCGAGUUCUGGAACUCAAAGAUAAUCCCGUGAGCAGAGAUCGGGUGAUCAGAACGAGUACUUUGGAUGCUUUGAAGAAGGAGAAUGCUCAAUUGAUUGAACAAGUAAAAGAUCUCAACGAACGGGUUGGGCAAUCGAAUAAUGGAUCGAUCAAUUCGACCGAUGGCGGAAUGAUUCCAGCACAGUCGUUAGAGAAUAUGAAGGACGAAUACGCCAAGCUACAACAGACGAUGCGUGAUCGCGAUAAAGCUUUUGAUCGACUGAAAGAAGUCUUUGGUGCAAAAGCCACCGAGUACGUUGCUGCCGUCAAGGCUUUGUUUGGGUAUGAUAUGCAUGUUCUUUCUCGUGGAAAGGUGAAAUUACGUUCAGUAUAUGCACGAACAUCAAAAGGUACUUCGCUAACAUUUGAUGCAGGAGAAGAUGAUAUUGCAAAUAUGCGAUUGAUCGGAGAAGCAAGACAAGGGGCAGCUAAUGUGGCCAAUCUCAAACGAUAUUGGCUCAAUGCUGAUCGCUGUAGCGUUCCAUGCUUUUUGGCUGCUUUACAGUUGGAAUUAUACGAAAGCACAACCCAAGCUGUCCGAGUUGGUUGGACAGAAGGAGAUGAAGAGGAGUGAAGAAUAUAAAGUCGUGUGUUUAGUAAUGUAUCAAUACCCAUAUAGUAUUCUAGCAAUUAUUUCUUCAUUGUCAUU
Messenger RNA from Meira miltonrushii, 2600 nucleotides. RefSeq lists its product as uncharacterized. Lineage: Eukaryota; Fungi; Basidiomycota; Exobasidiomycetes; Exobasidiales; Brachybasidiaceae. The transcript has a single exon. The record is from RefSeq and is a predicted model, not a curated record. Gene Ontology annotation, cellular component: mitotic spindle; kinetochore; nuclear envelope. The coding region runs from base 42 to 2525 and encodes 827 amino acids. Gene Ontology annotation, biological process: mitotic spindle assembly checkpoint signaling; attachment of mitotic spindle microtubules to kinetochore.